AUGGCAUCCCCAUCAGACAUGCUUCGGGACUUUGAGAUGCUGCGCUCGCACCUGAUGGCGGUGCUCCGCGCGCAUGAGCAGGGCAGCGAGCGGGUUGGCUCUCCCCGAUCGGCUUGGACCGGUGAUGCAGCCGGUGAGAGCGAAGGCCCGACUAUUUUGCCGAGGAGCGUCCUUGGCCUUACUGACUUGAUUGAAGAGUAUGGCUUGAAGGGACAAGCAGUCUUCCAAAAGAUCGCCGACUUUGUUGCCAAGAUGACGCCCAGUGAGCUGCAGGUUGCUGGUCGCGUUCUCAUGGAUACGUCGCUCCAGGCAGACUUGGCAGAGUCCCACCACCGUCUCCGCGAAACCAAAGCGGUGGUUUCGCAUGAGGACGACCAGAGCGAUAUGGCCAACCGCACCUGGAAGUUCCUCAUGAAGAAGAUGGUGGCAGAAGGUGUGAAGCCCGAGAAGAUCCGCGAGGCUCUGGCCAAUCAGAAGAUUGAGCUGGUCUUGACUGCGCACCCCACAGAAGCCCAAAGGCGAAGUGCUCUGAAGAAGCACGAGGACAUGCUGAACUACUUGCAAAGGUACGACGGCAAAGACUCGCUCACACCAGGACAGCUGCAAGGCCUCGAUGAUGAUAUCAAGGCCGUGCAGUGGAGUUGCUGGCGCACGAACACGGUGCGACGCACUAGGCCAACUCCGGAGGGAGAGGCCCGCAAUGGCAUGCUGGUCAUCGAGGACACUGUUUGGAAGGCGGUGCCGGAGUACUACCGCCGCAUCGACCGCUGCUUGAGGCGAAUUGGCCAGCCUCAACUUCCUUACGGUGCAUCGAUUCUGAAGAUGAGCAGCUGGAUGGGAGGAGAUCGUGAUGGCAAUCCCAAUGUGACGUGGCACACGACCAAGCAAGUGGUGACACUGCUUCGCUGGCGCAUCGUGGAGCUCUACUACCGCGAGGUGGAUGAGUUGCUCUACGAGCUGAGCAUGACGGGAGAGACCAGUGAGGAGCUUCAGCGAGAGAUCGAGGCUGUAAGCAGCAUGUGGUCGGCCCCGACGGUGCCCGGAGGCAAGGUUUGUCGCCCGGACCAGCGCAGUGGCGUGCACUGGAACUUCCACACCGGUGUGGCUGCCGACGAGCCCUACCGAAGGCUUCUGAUGGCCGUGCGCAGGCGCUGCUGGCGAACGAAGAAGACGAUGGAGGCCAUGUACAUGGGCAGCGACCCGGAGCCAGACUUCGAGAAGGAGGUUCUCACCUCCGUGGACGAGCUGGCUCGGCCACUGGAGAUUAUCUACCGCUCUUUGGUGGAGAGUGGCGAUGAGGCCGUGGCCAACGGCCGACUUUUGGAUCUCAUCCGCCGCGUACGCACAUUUGGCAUCAGCAUGGCUUGCUUGGACGUGCGCCAGGAAAGUGACCGUCACUCCGAGGCUUUGGAGGCGAUCACCGAGUUCCUGGGCUUAGGGAAGUACACUUCCUGGUCCGAGCAAGAGAAAUGCGAUUGGCUCGUGAAGGAGAUUGAGUCGAAGAGGCCUCUCUUGCCCGAGGAGCUCGAAUGCAGCGACAUCGUUAAGGAAGUCUUGGCCACCUACAAGACCAUCUCUGAGUUGCCCAUCGAGGCCUUGGGCGCCUACUGCAUCUCCAUGUCCCGGGCUACUUCGGAUGUCUUGGCUGUGUGCUUGUUGCAGAAGAUCGGAGGCAUGAAGAAGUUCAUGCGUGUCAGCCCCCUCUUCGAGACCCGCGAUGACUUGAUCAAUGCCCCCAAGGUGAUCGACGCCGCUUUCAGCGUGCCAUGGUACAAGAACCACAUUCAGGGCAGCCAGGAGGUCAUGCUGGGCUACUCCGACUCUGUCAAGGAUGCAGGAAAGUUUGCCUCUACCUGGGAGCUGCACGUGGCCAUGGAGAAGAUCCUGGAGGUCGGCAAGAAGCACGGCGUCAACGUGACCUUCUUCCAUGGCCGCGGUGGCUCCAUCGGACGUGGAGGUGGCCCUCCUCACCUGACCCUCCUGGCCCAGCCCGCAGGCUCCCUGGAGCGAGGCCACCUGCGCCUGACCAUCCAAGGUGAGACCAUUGGCCGGCACUUUGCCAGCGCCGAGGUGGCCGAAAGGACGCUGGAGCGAUACUCCACGGCUGUGCUGAAGCACACCCUCACCCCACCGCCACUCCCAAGCCCGGAGUUCCGAGCAGCCAUGCAGGAACUGGCCGACAUCUCCGCGGAAGAGUACCAGAAGACCGUGUUCAAGAGCGAGAACGAUAUCUUUGUCCGCUUCUUCCACACUUACACCCCCACCUCCGAGCUCGGACAGAUGAACAUCGGAAGCCGCCCUGCCAAGCGCAGGGCCUUCGGAGGCAUUGACACGCUCCGGGCCAUUCCGUGGAUCUUUGCCUGGACCCAGACUCGAUUGCUUUUGCCGGUCUGGCUCGGCAACGGCCUAGCUCUGCAGAAGUACAUCGAUGCUGGAAAGCUGCCCUUGCUGCAGCAGAUGUACAAGGAGUGGCCUAUGUUCCAAUCCAUGCUUGACCUGAUUGACGUCGAGCUCGGAAAGGCCCAGCCGGACCUGGCCAAGCACUACGAGACCAAGACUUUGAAGGAGGACGACUUGAAGAACUUGGCCCAGCAUCUGCGCAACGGUCUUCAGCAAGCCAUCACCAACGUCCUCAAGGUCAAGAGCGCCGACAAGCUGCUCACCAAGGACCCCAUUGUGAAGCAGUCCAUCGCCAUGCGCCGGCCUUUCCUCGACAUCUCCCACGUGAUCCAGGCCGAGGUGCUCCAGAGGCUCCGAGAUGCCCAGGCCAAAGAUGAGGAGCCGCCAAAGGAGCUGAGGGACGCCAUGAUCAUCUCCAUCCAGGCCAUCGCCGCCGGUAUGCAGAACACCGGCUGA
Molecule: messenger RNA, 2856 nt
Organism: Symbiodinium necroappetens
Lineage: Eukaryota; Dinophyceae; Suessiales; Symbiodiniaceae
Source: the annotation of a GenBank genome assembly